AUGUGCACGCUUCAGUACUCCACCAUUCUGUAUAUUCGCCCCAUCAUCUCCGUUUUCCGCCGCUUGUCCAACGUUCUCGUUUCCAUGCGAAGCCGACACUUCCGUUUGGAGACCAAUACCCGUAAGCUCUCGCUGUGGAUCGUCGACAAGAGGAGCGUCUUCCUCUGGGGUGUCUACAGGCUUGUCUUCUGCAGCUGCGGCAGUAGCUGUGAUGAGUCUGCCGCCACCGCCGCCGCAGCAGCAGCAUCUUCAGGUACCGAAUCCAAGGGCGACUCUCUUUGUGCUUCGCUACCUGCAGUAGCAGAUUUGCUCAAUCCUGAGGACUGA
Messenger RNA from Alternaria atra, 327 nucleotides. RefSeq lists its product as uncharacterized. NCBI's taxonomy places the organism in Eukaryota, Fungi, Ascomycota, Dothideomycetes, Pleosporales, Pleosporaceae. The transcript has a single exon. The record is from RefSeq and is a predicted model, not a curated record. Bases 1 to 327 code for a protein of 108 amino acids.